Molecule: messenger RNA, 2388 nt
Organism: Paraphaeosphaeria sporulosa
Lineage: Eukaryota; Fungi; Ascomycota; Dothideomycetes; Pleosporales; Didymosphaeriaceae
Product: acid phosphatase/Vanadium-dependent haloperoxidase
Exons: 6
Coding region: 440-1930 (496 amino acids)
Biological process (GO): phospholipid metabolic process
Molecular function (GO): phosphatidate phosphatase activity
Source: RefSeq, a predicted model, not a curated record
CCGCUCCUUUCUGCGAGGAGCGCCCCGUCUGAUGAGUGCCCCUGGCGCCCCAAGUGGGUAUGGAUGCGCGCAGCCAAGUUGCUCCAACGCUAGGCGGUGCUGGCGCUGCACCUGUCAGCAGCCUCAGCCACGCUGAAUACAACUUGACACUGCCUGGCUCCUGUGGAGACGCUGAUGGAGAGCAACCCUGGCCUGCAACUGCACCACGCUGCUCUUUUACGUCCGUCAACCCGCCGCUCGUUUGGUUCCCUUUCGCUCUCCCGCUCUUUGCUGCGCGCGCCGCCUGCUUGACGCCCGUCUCUGCGCAAAACACCACGCCGCCCUCGCCCGCAGCAACUUUUCCACAGGGCUGACAGCAUCCCCGGAGGGCCCGUACCCAGUGCAAGCCUGAGGCAGCCUCGGAGGUUUUUGUUGCGCGGCUGGAUGCGGUAGCUCCAUCAUGGACCAGUGGAAUACGAACAAGCUCCCUGAGCGCCUGCCCUUCUCCAAGAAGCGCCUGCCCAAGAGGGUCAUAUUCUCUUACAUCCUCGACUAUGUCGUUAUCUUCGUCCUCCUCGCCGUGUUCAUGCUUGUCGACAAGAUCGAGCCCUUCCAUCAGCCCUUCGCCCUCGAGAACUGGACCCUGCACUAUCCGUAUGCGAAGCACGAGCGCGUGACCGUCACCAUGGCGGCCGUCUUCGCCAUCGGCUUCCCUAUUGUCAUCAUCACCUUCUACACCAUGGUGAUCGACGGCAUAUUCUCGCACCAGACACCCAUGCCAGCGGGCAGAGGAGGAUUGAAGCGCCUCACCGGUCGCUACAGGCUCAAGGACAGACUUUGGGAAUUGAACUGUGGGCUGCUCGGCCUCAUGCUCAGCGUAGGCGCGGCUUUCACUAUCACGGGAGCAUUGAAGAAUGCGAUCGGAAAGCCCCGCCCGGAUAUCGUCGACCGGUGCCAGGUCAAGGAGGAAGUAUGGAAGGCGUUCCACGAUAACUACCCCAGGGUCGUCAUGGCUACAGUUGCGGAUUGCAUGCAAUCGGACAAUUACAUCUUGCAGGAUGGCUUUAAGAGCUUCCCGUCAGCGCACAGCAGUGUUUCGUUCGGGGGUCUCUUCUACCUUUCCAUCUAUCUCGCCGCGAAGCUCCACGUACUCGACUCAAAGGGCGAGGUGUGGAAGUCGUUCAUCGUUCUCGUGCCGACGCUCGGGGCCGCGCUCAUUGCCGGAAGUCGCAUCAUGGACGCCCGCCACCACCCGUUCGACGUUCUAUCUGGUAGCUUGAUGGGCAUUCUGGUAGCAUGGGGUUCUUACCGUCAAUACUUCCCUCCAGUCUCGGAAACAUGGCGCAAGGGCCGGGCGUAUCCUAUUCGAGCCUGGGGUAAAGGCCCCGCCAUGCCUCCACCGACUGCAGUGAUUGCAGAUGAUAUACAACCGCUGCGUCCUGUGCGAUCAGCAACAGACGAGGAGCGGGGUACCUCGUCAGCUAUUCCGGGAGCUGAUGGGCACAGUGGCAAUGUCUUCCGACAGCAGAUAUCUCAAUCGCAGAGGCGGAGAGAGGAGGAGUUUGGCGGAAUACAACCGAGCGACACGAUGAGCUCGACAUACUCGUCCAAAGUCGCUGGAUACCAGGGACAGCUUCCAGCCUCAAAUCCCUUCACAGAGGCCAGCCGACGCAGACAGGAUAAUUACGAAUACUCUUCUUCCGAGGACGACGACAACAUCGAAUUGCAACCCUCAUAUUCCCUUUCUGGUCGACCGUUGGCAGGCCAGCGCGGGGCUAAUUAUGACCCUGUAGCCGGCCGCCUAACAGAUACCGGAUAUCAUCCUCCCCAGGGUAUUACGCCCACUCCAACACCUCCUCCGGUCCGAACGACUGGAGAUAUCGCAGAAGCAAGAGGCGGGCCAGCGCCGCCGCCUGCCCAUGCUGUAGGGACCACGACGCAGCAGGUAUAGCAGGAGGAUGAGGGUGUUCAGAAUAUAGGGCAUUUCAGCAUUUGUGGGUGUGCAUGUGUGCAUGCCAAACAGCGCGUUGAACGACUAUGCAUAACUGGAGCCAUGGGACCCAGGCGUUUUUAUGUUUGGACGGAAUUUGUUGUAAGCAAACUGUUGAUGAUUGUCUUCUCAGCGCUGGCAGUAAGCUGGCAGAUUUUGUAUAUUGGUGUUGGGCCGGAUUUAUACAACGACGCCCUGGUAUGGUGGCUUCACUUCACGCGGAGAUGUGGUAAUGUACUCUUCAGCAGUCCCCAGAAGCCGUCCAUGAUGGGGCUCACGGUGCGCCACUUGUCUCCCCCUGGACGCGUGGCUGGUGAAGGGUGGCGCGUGCGGACUUUGCAUAUUGACGUAGAUCAGGCAGGGAUAUGGAAUGGCGGCGGUCCGACCCCCGUUACCGCAGAUUGAACAUGGGCCAUGGG